Molecule: messenger RNA, 1860 nt
Organism: Ostrea edulis (European flat oyster)
Lineage: Eukaryota; Metazoa; Mollusca; Bivalvia; Ostreida; Ostreidae
Exons: 7
Coding region: 162-1526 (454 amino acids)
Source: RefSeq, a predicted model, not a curated record
ACUUGUUUAUAAAUACAUUUUCACGUCCUCGUGCCGAUGCACAUUUAUUUAUGAGGGCAUAUCUAGGAUUCAUGUUACUGGGACCGGAUAAAUAAGUAAAAAGAAUCGGAAUUGUUUACUUGUUAUUCCGCAUUUUUAAUCAUUAAUAUUUUCAGUCAUUGAUGAGGAUGUAUUUUGUGGUAAAUUUAGUAGUAGUUUUUCUCAUCCAGAACGUUAAAGGUUCGUUGAUCAAUUCUUCAUGCAAGAAAACAAAAGACUGGAAGAACUACGAUUGCCAAUGCCCCAUAAAUCACACAAUUUAUAUCAAACAUCACGUCAUCGAGGAUGGUUUUCAAAGAUUAUCACCUAUCGACAUUGUCCUCGGGUGUAACACCACGAACGCUGUGUAUUGUGGUAUCCAGUUCCCAGUCAACCAUCGGACAGAAAGAAACAAUAGUGCUUUUGCAUCUGCUGUCAAGAUGUGCAAUGGCAAAAACCGGUGUAAUCUGUCAAACGAAUAUUUUCAAACAAUUGAGACAAGUCUUCGAAAAUCCUGCAAAGACUCCAAACGACCAGGGCUUCAGAAUGCGUCAUUUCGACAGAGCAUUGUCUAUGAGUGUAUCCAAGAUUAUCAAGUCGUUGAUACAUAUGUGUACAGAAAAGAUACCAGAAGUCCCCAAAUUUAUCUACAGUCGACUGGUAACAAGGGUACUUGUUCUUGUCACAUAAGUGGUGACGUGUCACGAGUCGAAAUUUUACAGACUGUUAUGGUGGAACUUAUGAUGUCUGACAAUGGAAUCCUUCAUUACGAACACCAAAACUACAAUGUUGAUUUAUAUGGAGUCAAAGUUCCCCCUUCAAAAGAAAAACUGCUCGUGAAAAUAAAGACACAUUCUACAGAGAGUCGAGUACUGAUUAAAGUAGCGGGAAAUGUAACAUUUUAUUGUAUGAAGGAAGAAUUAACUGCCAAUACCAACGAACACAGUCAGUCAAUAAAUGAUUCAGAGAGUCUUUUAAGGGUUGAGGCAUUGGAAGCCACAGCUUCUUCAUCACCGUCUGAACCAGAUCUUGAUAGAACUACUAUAUCAGAACCGUCCUAUUUGGAGGAUGUUAGUCCCACUAAGAGCAGCAUCACAGCGAACAAACAGAGGAAUGGUGACAACUUGGGUAACAAUCCAUCACUUUCUUCGUUCGAAAGAUAUGGAGGUCCUUUGACUUGGAUUAUCACGUUCCUCAUUGCUGUAUUGAUUCUUCUUGUAUUUUUUCUGAUCAUCAAACAGAGACGACUGGAUUUAAACACAGCGGUGAUCCAUGUAAGCAAUGUGGGUGACAGAUUUUUGCUCAAGCUCACUCCUCAACGAGAAUCCAGCAACUCACAGUUAGAGAUCCACAGAGCAGGAUGUUUGUGUGAUCAACCAGAAACCAACGACCUUCAAACUUCUGUACAGCAAUAUGAACCUUUACAGAAUGUUAACGUCAAUAACGUCACAGUGUAUAGUGAACUCAGUCAUACACAUGAAUACAUUGAUAUUUUACAGGAAACGUGAUUUUGUUCAUGAGGUGAUUUCAUCAACGAAAUGUGAUUUUGUAAAUGAAUUUUGAUUCUGUAAAUAAAUUGUAAUUUUGUAAAUGAAUUGUGAUUUUGUAAAUGAAUUGUGAUUUUGUAAAGAAAUUGUGAUUUUGUAAAUAAAGUGUGAUUUUGUAAAUGAGACAUGGUUUAGUACAGGAGACAUACUUUCGUACAGGAGACGUGAUUUUAUAUAUAAGAUUUGAUGUUGAACAUGAAACAUGAUAUUAAUGCCGAAUUAAUUGCACAGUAUUGUAUAUUGUUUUAUUUUUGUAGAGAUCUCCCGUGACUAACAAUAAAUCUACUUACAAUUC